This is a messenger RNA of Medioppia subpectinata, 986 nucleotides long. The record is from the annotation of a GenBank genome assembly. NCBI's taxonomy places the organism in Eukaryota, Metazoa, Arthropoda, Arachnida, Sarcoptiformes, Oppiidae.
GCCAAAAUGGCAAAAAGCAGUUCCGGCUUCUCGUUAUCGGAUCUGAAAUCUCCGACAGAAAUGAAUGAUUUCGAGACUUCUGUGGCCACCGAUCAGAUCGAAGCGCUCGAUAUCAACGCCUAUUACAACACUCCCCAAGACAUGGCUUUGGGUGAGACGUCGACUCUUAAUCAACGCCUAAUGCAAGUGGAGACACAGCCCGACCACACCUCCAGCCUCUAUCCCGUCUCACAAAUGCUUUUAGUUAAGCAUUCGUUGCGAUGCAAGACAUGUGACCACAACUUAAGUAAACCCGAAUACAAUCCCUCAUCCAUUAAGUUUAAGAUACAACUCAGCGCUUAUUAUCACAUUCCAGAACUGCGGAUCAAAUCGAUUCCAACGCUAAAGAUUGGACAAGAGUUUAGGCUAGAGAUGACUCUACAGAAUCCAACUCCUUAUGCACUUCACGUAACGAUCUUUGAUUUGUCCGAAAGUUCUGAUGAGAGCGCAGCCAUUAAAGUGCCUCAACUUGUAAUGGGUUUGGCGCCCAAAGACGACACCGCAGACCUCGACAUCGAUAAGAACUUUCAGUCACAGUUCAACGACGACAACAAUUUUAUAUCGUUUCGAAAGGGAAACAAAUUAGGGUUUUAUAUAAAUGUGUGUCCAUUAAAGACAGGCGAAUGUCGGUUCAGGAUUGGGAUGAAACACGACUUCGUGAACACUGUUAUUCAAUCCACUCGUGAGGGCCCUAAUGAUAGACAGUCACAGAUCUCGUGGAUUACACAUAAGAUUUGGAUCAAUUUGGGUGAUGUUUGCGAUUAACACUAUAUCCGUCACAAACAUGUCGGUUAAUCAUUCACUUGCAAGCGGUAAUCGAUAUAAUAAUCAUAUGCUUUAUAUUUCAAGUUUGAUGUGUACAUGAAUUUUAGGCGACUUUUCUAUUAAACUUAAUUUAUUUAAAAAUAACUAAUUUUGUGAAUCGAUUUUUAUAUCAAUAUUAAUAU